AUGGGCAAGGGCAGCCCGCGGGUCCGGGCUGUUGGACGCCGUGUUUGCGACGCUGAGGAAGGACGCUGGGAUCACGAGCAGGACAGUGUUCGACGACAUGCAGCCGAACUCGACAGUGGCAAGCGUCCACGAGGGGCGGAAGGUGCUGAACGAGAGCAGGUGCAACUCGAUCAUCGGCCUCGCCGGCGUCUCUUCGCGGGACGCUACGCACGUCAUUGCGCUGUUUGCAGGCAAAACAACCACUCGCAACCAGCAGAGAGACGCGUGCCACGACGCGCAUGGGGGCCGUAA
Molecule: messenger RNA, 291 nt
Organism: Leishmania mexicana MHOM/GT/2001/U1103
Lineage: Eukaryota; Euglenozoa; Kinetoplastea; Trypanosomatida; Trypanosomatidae
Exons: 1
Coding region: 1-291 (96 amino acids)
Source: RefSeq, a predicted model, not a curated record